This is a messenger RNA of Linderina pennispora, 1209 nucleotides long. RefSeq names its product Pkinase-domain-containing protein. Gene Ontology annotation, biological process: peptidyl-serine phosphorylation. Gene Ontology annotation, cellular component: cAMP-dependent protein kinase complex; nucleus. Bases 1 to 1209 code for a protein of 402 amino acids. Lineage: Eukaryota; Fungi; Kickxellomycota; Kickxellomycetes; Kickxellales; Kickxellaceae. The transcript has a single exon. Gene Ontology annotation, molecular function: ATP binding; cAMP-dependent protein kinase activity. The record is from RefSeq and is a predicted model, not a curated record.
AUGGGCCAGACGCAGAAGCACGUGGUGCCGUCAAAUGCACCGGCCGGGGUAGCGCCCAGCACAACCAGCGUGGCAGUGCGGGCAGCGUCGUUCUCGGCAGACGCGCUGGCAGCGACGCGUGAGCAGCAGCAGCAGCAACAGCAGCAGCAACAGCAGCAGCAGCACCACUACCAGCAGCACCACCACCUUCACCACCAGCAGCAGCUGGCGCUAGCGCUGGGCGGCGGGGCAGCAGGACGCAGCUACGAGGACACGCACGUGCGGCUCGACGACUUUGACGUGUUCCGCACGGUGGGGACGGGCUCGUUUGGGCGCGUGCGGCUGGUGCAGCACCGCGGCUCGGGCAAGCACUACGCGAUGAAGGUGCUGAAGAAGAGCCACGUUGUGCGGGCCAAGCAGGUGGAGCACGUCAACAGCGAGCGGCGUAUCCUGGCCGAGUGCGCGUGCCCAUUCAUCGUCCACAUGCUGGGCACGUGCCAGGACAACGUCAACCUGUACUUCUUCAUGGAGUAUGUGGUGGGCGGCGAGCUGUUCACGUAUCUGCGGCGGUACCACCGCUUCCCGCCGCCCGUGGCCAAGUUCUAUGCGGCCGAGGUGCUGCUGGCGCUGGAGUAUCUGCAUGCGCGUGACAUUGUGUGGCGUGACACCAAGCCCGAGAACAUCCUGCUGGACGGCCGCGGCCACGUCAAGCUGACCGACAUGGGCUUUGCCAAAAAGGUGGUGGACCGCACAUGGACGCUGUGCGGCACGCCCGACUACCUGGCGCCGGAGGUGAUCCAGGCCAAGGGCUACGGCAAGAGCGUCGACUGGUGGGCGCUGGGCAUCCUGAUCUUCGAGAUGAUCGCCGGAUAUCCGCCGUUCUACGACGAGGACCACUACCGCCUGUACGAAAAGAUCCUUGCCGGCCGCAUCCAGUGGCCGUCGCAGUUCGACCCCGUGGCACGUGACCUGGUGAGCCGCCUGCUGACCGCCGAUCUGUCGCGCCGGCUCGGCAACCUGCACCGCGGGUCGCUGGACAUCAAGGAGCACCGGUGGUUCGCCGAGGUCGACUGGACGCGGCUCGCCGCGCGCGAGAUCCCGGCGCCGCUGAUUCCGCCGCAGAAGGUCGACGGCGACACCAGCAACUUUGACAAGUAUCCCGAGACCGCAGAAAAGUACGGCGACAUGGCCACUCCUGAUCCGUACGCCGAGCUGUUCCUCGAGUUCUGA